GCGAUACACGGGCACUACACCAGCCCAGGUGCAGUACGUAUAUCUCAGGGCCGUACAACCGGACGAUCCAUUAAUAGACGCCUACAAUCCCGCCAAAGACUUACACAAAGUCUCAUCUCGACUUCAUCCCCUCAAGUUCACCCUCAAACUUGACUUGAUUUACACCUACACGGUACCAGCCACAUCCCCAAGCAUCAAGCAUUUAGGUCAGAUACACAAUGGGACUCUACACCAAGCUUCCAAGUGACAUUCAGGAGGUUGAUGUGAUCAUUGCAGGAGGCGGUACUGCUGGCUGCGUUGUUGCUGCGAGGCUGGCGCAGGCCAACCCUAGCAUCUCCAUCUUGGUGAUUGAAGGCGGCACCAACAAUGAGGCGCCCAGCAUCACGUUUCCGGCUCUGUUUCUUGCCAAUUUGCUGCCUACCAGCAAGACCAAUCUCUUCUAUGCAGGCAUCCCAGAGGCACAGCUUGGCGGCAGAUCGCUCAUCGUCCCGUCAGGGGGUGUGUUGUCUGGCGGAUCCGGGACAAACCUACUCAUGUAUACGCGCGCACAGCGGUCUGACUUUGACUCCUGGAACACGGCGGGGUGGUCGGCGGAUGAUAUGCUGCCCUAUUUGAGAAAGCUCGAAACCUACCACGGCCCGGGACCAAAACAGGUCCAUGGGUAUAAAGGCCCUGUCCAGGUCUCAGGCGGGCCGUUCCGCGCCUUGCGCUCCGAGAGCGAUUUCAUCGCCGCCGCCAAACAGGUCGGCUGGCCCGAGAUUGAGGAUCUCCAAACCCUGGAUGCCAACAACGGCGUGCAGCGUGCAGUGCGCUAUGUCUCUCCCGAGGGCCGGCGCCAGGACGCGGCGACGACGUACGUGAAGCCGUUGCUCGCGGACAAGCACAACAAAUAUCCCAACCUGCAUGUACUCGUCGAGCAUCAGGUCGUGCGAGUCCUAGUUGAGAACAAGCGCGCAGUCGGGGUCGAGUUUCAAGCGAACCCGGAUUUCCAACCGGGCGAGACGGGCUCUACACACACGAUCCGUGCUCGGAAGCUGGUUGUGGUGUCUUGCGGUGCAUGCGGAACCCCGCUCGUGCUGGAGCGGUCGGGCAUCGGUAGCCGCGAGGUUCUGGACCGGGCCGGGGUCCAGCAAGUGGCCGACGUCCCCGGCGUUGGCCAUCAAUACCUGGACCACAACCUGGUCGUGUACCCUUACAAGUCCAGCCUGAACCCGGAUGAGACACUCGACGCUAUCGUCUCGGGCCGGGCUAAUGUCCCGGAGCUGAUCCAGAACCAGGCCCCAAUCCUGGGUUGGAACUCGAUGGAUAUCACCAUGAAGAUCCGACCGACGGAUGAGGAUGUCGCUGCCCUGGGUCCUGGAUUUCAGUCCGUUUGGGACCGCGACUUCAGGAACAAACCUGAUAGGCCUUUGGCCAUGAUGUCACUGGUCAACGCGUUCCCGGGUGACCCAUCGAGCGUUCCACCCGGACAGUACUUCGCCGUGUCGGUCUUCACCGUAUACCCAUACUCGCGCGGGCACCUGCACAUUACGGGCCCGUCAGUGGGCGACCCGCUCGACUUCGCCACGGGCUUCUUCUCCGAUGCCGGGGACAUCGACAUCAAGAAGCACAUGUGGGCGUACAAGAAGCAGCGCGAAAUCGCGCGCCGCAUGGACGUCUACCGCGGCGAAAUCGCGGCGGCCCACCCGCCGUUCCCGGCCGGGUCCAAAGCCGCGGCUAUCGACUUGGUGGACGGCCCGCUCCCGAAAGAUGUGACUGACAUUGAAUACACGGCUGAGGAUGACGCCGUGCUGGAGAAGUGGUUGCGCGAGAACGUGGGAACGACGUGGCACUCGCUUGGCACGUGCAAGAUGGCCCCGCGGGAUCAGUAUGGCGUUGUGGAUGCGAACCUCAGUGUCUACGGUGUAGAGGGCCUGAAGAUUGCUGACCUGAGUAUUCCGCCGAGCAAUGUCGCAGCCAACACUAACAACACGGCUUUGGCCAUUGGAGAAAGAGCUGCGGAUAUUUUCAUUGCGGAGCUAGGCUUGGGGGGUAAGAAAUGAUACAUAUUACUGUCAGGAAAUGUAAAUGACUUGAUGACGAAUAUGUGGAUGGGGGCCGGGGGAUGCGGCGAUGUGGGGCCGAGGGCAUUCCGGCGCGGAGCGGAGAGCCGGAAAGGUGGAGCACGGCCGGACGAGCCUCGGCCCAGGACUCCCCGGCAACUCGCAAUGGUACCUUUUGUUCCCUGUGUCUGGCACUGAAUAAAGUGAUGUUAGCACAUAGUAACUCCUACUUGGAUUU
Molecule: messenger RNA, 2280 nt
Organism: Canariomyces notabilis
Lineage: Eukaryota; Fungi; Ascomycota; Sordariomycetes; Sordariales; Chaetomiaceae
Product: GMC oxidoreductase
Exons: 4
Coding region: 219-2042 (607 amino acids)
Molecular function (GO): flavin adenine dinucleotide binding; oxidoreductase activity, acting on CH-OH group of donors
Source: RefSeq, a predicted model, not a curated record